AUGCAUUUCCCCAGCGUCUCCGUACUCCCUCUUUCUCUCAUCCUCUCCGCAGCCAUCCCCGCUCUUGCUCAAACAUCCACAUCAUGUGAUCCCACCAAGAAAUCCUGCCCAGCGGAUACCGCCCUCUCCUCGUCAACAUACACACACGACUUCACCAAGGGUGCCGACGACGACAACUGGAAAGUUACCGCUGGUGACAUUUCUUACACCAGCAAGGGCGCGGAAUUCACAAUCAACAAAGCUGGUGACGCACCAACGAUCCAAUCACAAUGGUACAUCUUCUUCGGCAGCGUGAGCUUCAUCAUGACAGCUGCGCCGGGUACGGGUGUGGUUAGCAGUGCGAUUCUUGAGAGUGAUGAUUUGGAUGAGAUCGACUGGGAGUGGUUGGGUGGAGAGCCUGCGAAUGUUCAGACAAACUACUUCGGAAAGGGAAACACAACAACCCACGACCGUGAAGCCGACGCCGCUGUCACUGACACCCAAGGCACAACCCACAACUACACCAUCCACUGGACCUCUGACUCUACAUCAUGGCUCGUCGACGACAAAGUCGUCCGUACUCUCCAGUUCGCCGAUGCAAACGGCGGUAGCAACUACCCUCAAACCCCCAUGAACGUCCGUAUUGGUAUCUGGGCUGGAGGCGACCCAAACAACGCCGAGGGCACGAUUGAAUGGGCUGGAGGCGAGACAGACUACAGUAAAGCGCCUUACACCAUGGUCUUGGAGAAGGUUGAGGUCAGGAACGAGAACCCUGGAAGCAGCUACUCGUACGGCGAUAUGACUGGUGGUUUUGAGAGCAUUGUCACCGAUGGAAAGGGUAGCAAUGCGAAGAAGAGUGACACUGAAGAGGGAACA
Messenger RNA from Alternaria alternata, 855 nucleotides. Its product is annotated as concanavalin A-like lectin/glucanase. Gene Ontology annotation, biological process: carbohydrate metabolic process; fungal-type cell wall organization. The record is from RefSeq and is a predicted model, not a curated record. Gene Ontology annotation, cellular component: fungal-type cell wall. Gene Ontology annotation, molecular function: glycosyltransferase activity; hydrolase activity, hydrolyzing O-glycosyl compounds. Lineage: Eukaryota; Fungi; Ascomycota; Dothideomycetes; Pleosporales; Pleosporaceae. The transcript is spliced from 2 exons. The annotation marks the transcript as partial.